AUGUCGUUCUUUAAAAGACUCUUUGCAAGAAACAAACAGACGUCGCACCGCAGAACCGAGGCAGCGACGCGCGAUCUGGACUCGGAAUACGUGUUUGUGGCCGGUCCAGAAGCAGAACAUGACACCAAUGUAGGGGUGGAAGGCGUGGUUCUGGAGACGCGCUCGGCGUUUGCGGAGGAUCCUGCCGAGGUGGACGUUUCAGCAUGGGAGAUGGCUCGGAACUGGACCAAACGUGGACCAGAAAAGGUCACGGUUCCAGUGACUAGCUCAAAGUCGCAGCGCCUGGCGCAGCGGAUCGAAACAAUCCGCAAAAUGCGUGGCUCCAACCGGACAGUAGUGGCCAACGCCAGCGCUUCGAACGACAACAGUGAUCGUCGUGCCGCUUGCUCCGUUUUGGAGUACAACGAUGUGUCUAUGGACGAGGAAACAGAGUGUUUGUUCGACGAUAAAUGGAACCGCAAAACCAAAGUCGAAUCGCGUAGAGACCGUCUCAGCAAGUUCGGAGCUUGA
Lachancea nothofagi CBS 11611 is the source of this 510-nucleotide messenger RNA. The record is from the annotation of a GenBank genome assembly. NCBI's taxonomy places the organism in Eukaryota, Fungi, Ascomycota, Saccharomycetes, Saccharomycetales, Saccharomycetaceae.